This is a messenger RNA of Eleginops maclovinus (Patagonian blennie), 2742 nucleotides long. It is a transcript of the gene elovl4a, whose product is annotated as ELOVL fatty acid elongase 4a. The record is from RefSeq and is a predicted model, not a curated record. NCBI's taxonomy places the organism in Eukaryota, Metazoa, Chordata, Actinopteri, Perciformes, Eleginopidae. Gene Ontology annotation, molecular function: fatty acid elongase activity. The transcript is spliced from 7 exons. Gene Ontology annotation, biological process: sphingolipid biosynthetic process; fatty acid elongation, saturated fatty acid; fatty acid elongation, polyunsaturated fatty acid. The coding region runs from base 255 to 1211 and encodes 318 amino acids. Gene Ontology annotation, cellular component: endoplasmic reticulum membrane; endoplasmic reticulum.
GGGGUUCAGAGGAGGGAUCCAGUCAGGCAAAGGCGCAGUGGUGGCUAGUGUAGUCCCUUAAAAAUUCAUGCCAUCGCCGUUUAUGCCACGGCCCGUUUAUUCCACACUGGAUACGGAACACUUUAUCAUAUUAUAGAGAACAAGCUCAUUCGAUCCCAUGCUGGAAUAACGUACACUGCAUGACCUUGCAUUGAAUGUCAUUAUAGACGGAUUUUUUUUAAAGCACCGACACGGUAAGGUCAUCGGCUGCAGCCAUGGAGAUUGUCACACAUUUCAUAAAUGACACCAUAGAGUUCUACAAAUGGACUCUAACUAUUGCAGACAAGAGAGUGGAGAAAUGGCCACUGAUGGACAACCCCCUGCCCACGUUGGCCAUCAGCACCUCCUACCUGCUAUUCCUCUGGCUGGGGCCCAAAUACAUGAAGAACAGAGAGCCUUUCCAGCUCCGCAAAACACUCAUUGUCUACAAUUUCAGCAUGGUCUUUCUCAAUUUCUUCAUCUUUAAAGAGCUUUUUAUGGCAGCGCGUUCGGCGAGCUACAGUUACAUUUGUCAACGAGUGGACUAUUCAGAGGACCCCAAUGAAGUCAGGGUGGCAGGGGCUCUGUGGUGGUAUUUCAUCUCUAAGGGCAUUGAGUAUCUGGACACAGUGUUUUUCAUCCUGAGGAAGAAAUUCAACCAGGUUACUUUCCUGCACGUUUACCACCACUGCACCAUGUUCACACUCUGGUGGAUCGGCAUCAAAUGGGUGGCAGGAGGACAGUCGUUCUUUGGAGCACACAUGAAUGCAGCAAUCCACGUAUUGAUGUACCUGUAUUAUGGCCUGGCCUCCUGUGGACCUAAAAUCCAAAAGUAUCUAUGGUGGAAGAAGUACUUGACCAUCGUCCAGAUGGUCCAGUUCCAUGUCACCAUCGGCCACACAGCCCUGUCCCUCUAUGUCAACUGCGACUUCCCCCACUGGAUGCAUUACUCCCUCAUCUGCUACGCCGUCACCUUCAUUGUCCUCUUCGGCAAUUUCUACUACCAGACCUACCGGCGCCAGCUGCCCAGGCGCGACGCCUCCUCCUCCAAAGCAGGAAAGGCCCUCUCUAACGGGAGCGUCAACGGGCUCAGCAAGGCUGCCAACGGAGCCGUGGUGUUGGGGAGCAAAGAGGAGAAGCCCCAGGAAAAUUCUGGGAGGAGAAAGAGGAAAGGAAGAGCUAAAAGAGAUUAGAGGGAGAGGAGCAAGAGAGGUGGAGGUGAGGUAGGGCCUUGCUAUGGGUUCUCAGUUGAUUGUGCUAAAACAUGAGAGACUUAAUGUGAGGAAGAUUUAGACCGAUGGAUGCGUUACGAUGUGUUUAUUUAAGCCAUGAUCUAAGUUGUUGUAGAUAAAAUAUGAGACAUGCUUGUGUUGAAAGAGGAUCGUUCUGUUAGUAAGAGGUGUCAAAGGUCAUGCCCAAGGUUAUAACAAAUAACGCAAAAUACAGUAGUGUAAGGUAGGGGAUAGAUCUUAGUAUUCCCCCUCUUUAUUGUGGUGCCAAGUACUGUAGAUCUGGUUCAAAAAGUGACUUUCAGCGACUAAAAACUGAGCCUGGAGAGGAAACACAGUUUACCAGGCCCGCUAGGCAUGCUGGGAAAGCUACAUCAAAUGCAUCUGAGCUGCUUGAAAAAUCAUUGUUAUUGUUACUGCUGUAUUGAGACAGGAAUACGCAUCAUAACAUAUGCACCAACUUAUAUUUAAGCGUAUCAUUUUAAUGUGUUUCACCUUUACAUAUUUAAAACUGUUGAUAAUGUACAGUUUCAUGUCCUUUAUGUCCUCAUCUUAUUCAAGUUGUUGUUAAUGUUACGUGAGAGAGUCUUAAGUUUGCAGUUUACUGAAAACACAAUAUUUAUCUUAUUUAUUUCACGUUAUGGACUCCAUCAAUCAGUUUUGAGCUGUCACCCAUUGGCGCAAUGUUACAGAGGAAAAAUAAAUCCAUAACCAGAGGUAAUAUGUACAAUAGAAAUGACGGUCUAUUUCUGUACACAAGCAUAGCAGGUUUUAUAUAUCCCUAUUGGGUCAUGAAAUGAAAUGCAUAUUAUCCAGAUAAAUUAUGGAUCUGAUGAUUAUCUCAGUGUUGCCUCAUUCUGACAGAAAGGUUGGUGGAGUUUUGUCUUUGCAGAUGUUUUCUUGUCUUUUUAUAAUAUAUCUGAUGUUGUUGUUUGUCUUACAUGCCGGUGAAUAUGUUGUGUGCCGAACAGAGAAGGCAAGCUCUCAUCAAGCUAACUAAAAGCCUAUCUUGAGCGCCAUUUUCUUCCAAUAUCACAACCAAUAUCUCUUUGUGGUUAUACUUUCAGGCUUACGAAGACAUUUUGAUUCAGCAAGAUAAAAGUUUGGAUUUACAAACAAAGUGAGCUGGUUAACCUCUACAGUGACUUUGUACGUUAGACUAUGAAGAAUAACUUUUCUCUGCCUGUACAGAGUAUAAAUCACCAUGUAUCUCCAAAUCAGCUUCAUGUCAUCCAUUAACAAAUGCAUUUGAAUGUUAUUGAUUGUUUUUUUAUUGAUUUAUUUUGAUGUAAAUAACAAUUUUCAUGUUACUGAGAGUGCUUGUCUGUGUAUUUGUGUUCUCUUUGUGUUGCACAUAUUACAUUGUGAUAUUUUGUACACUGCGCAUUUGGGGAUGUCCCCAGCCUGUAAGCUUGGACGUUUAUAUGUCCACAUUGCUUCUGUGGGUUUUUUUUUUUAAAGUAUCAUAACUCUCUUCAAAUUCAAUUAAACUGAA